AUGAAGAAUCAAGUAAUCCCCAUAUUUGAUGAAGAAAAGUACGACUUCUGGAGCAUCAAGAUGACAACCAUUCUCAAGACCAGGAAGUUAUGGUAUGUGGUUGAAGAAGGUGUAGCAUCCCCACCAGCACUAGUGGAAGAAACCCCUGAAACGGCAAGGGCAAGAUCGCUUAGAGAAGAAGCGAUGAUGAACGAUACAUUGGCGUUGCAAAUCUUGCAAACUGCUGUAUCGGAUCAUAUCUUCUCACGGAUUGCAGCAGCAUCGACAUCCAAAGAGGCGUGGGAUGCAUUGAAGGAAGAGUAUGAAGGCUCUUCUCAAGUUCGUUUGAUUAAGCUUCAAACGUUGCGAAGGGAGUACGAGAAUCUGAAGAUGUAUGAGAAUGAAGACAUCAAGGUCUUCACAGAUAAGAUAGUUGAAUUGGCAAAUCAAUUAACUUAUCAUGGUGAACAGAAGUCGGAUGUUCAACUCAUACAAAAGAUACUCAUCUCUCUCCCAACCAAGUUCGAUAGCAUAGUUAGUGUGUUGGAGCAAACAAGCGAUUUGACUUCAACAAAGAUGACAGAGUUGAUCGGGAUUUUGAAGGCUCAUGAAGCAAGGCUGGCUGCAAGAGAAGAAAGCACCAAUGAAGGAGAAUUUGAUGCUCGUGUUAAGCACGGAAAUUCUGGUAAACAGAAGAAGGAUGAUCCAAAGAAGGAUCACCGAAGUAACAAGGAGUGUUACAAUUGUGGCAAUCUCGAAGAAGACUCGAAUGAAGAUCACAUGUUGUUCAGUGCGAGCGAAGCAGCAACAACAGUGAUGGAAGAUGUUUGGUUAGUAGACAGUGGAGCAACUAAUCAUAUGACAAAGGAGGAGAAUUACUUCUCAAGGCUUCAUAGGAGCAUCAAGUUUCCAAUAAAAAUUGGAAAUGGAAGCACGGUCAUGACAGCCGGUAAAGGUGACAUUACCGUCAUGACUAAAGGUGGCAAGAGGACCAUCAGAAAUGUGUUCUUAGUUCCGGGAUUGGCGAAAAAUUUGUUGAGUGUUCCACAAAUUGUUUCAAGCGGAUACCGGGUGAGUUUCCAAGAGAAGAGAUGCAUCAUAGAUGAUGCAAAAGAUGGAUAUCCUGACUCACAAAAGCUAUCGAAUCAGGAUGAGUUCGGCUCAGGUAGAAGAAGCCAUGAGCGCUAG
Messenger RNA from Brassica oleracea var. oleracea, 1167 nucleotides. RefSeq lists its product as uncharacterized. The transcript has 3 exons. The record is from RefSeq and is a predicted model, not a curated record. Bases 1 to 1167 code for a protein of 388 amino acids. Lineage: Eukaryota; Viridiplantae; Streptophyta; Magnoliopsida; Brassicales; Brassicaceae.